Molecule: messenger RNA, 1233 nt
Organism: Cyprinodon variegatus (sheepshead minnow)
Lineage: Eukaryota; Metazoa; Chordata; Actinopteri; Cyprinodontiformes; Cyprinodontidae
Product: zona pellucida sperm-binding protein 1-like
Exons: 9
Coding region: 1-1233 (410 amino acids)
Biological process (GO): prevention of polyspermy; binding of sperm to zona pellucida
Cellular component (GO): egg coat
Molecular function (GO): structural constituent of egg coat; acrosin binding
Source: RefSeq, a predicted model, not a curated record
AUGGCGAGUCACUGGAGGGUCACCUGUUUUGCAGCGCUGGCUUUGCUAUGCUGCUUAGCCAGGAGAGAAGCAGAGGCUCAGAAGGGUGGGAAUCAGCAACCGCAAACAUCUAAAGUCCCUUCCAAGAGACCACAAACCCCUGGAACUCCCACCCCUAAAAGCUGUGAAGUGGCUAGCGCUUCAAGAGUCCCAUGUGGAGUUUCAGGCAUCACCGCAGCUGAAUGUACGGACAGAGACUGUUGCUUUGAUGGUCAGUCAUGCUACUUUGGGAAAGGAGUGACAGUCCAAUGUACCAAGGAUGGUCAGUUUAUUGUUGUUGUGGCCAGAGAUGUCACCCUGCCCAAUAUUGACCUUGAAACAAUCUCGCUUUUGGAAGGAGGUCAAGGCUGUACACAUGUUGACUCUAAUUCAGUUUUCGCUAUCUAUCACUUUCCUGUUACUGCUUGUGGCACUGUUAUCAUGGAAGAGCCUGGUGCUAUAAUCUAUGAGAACAGGAUGACUUCUUCAUACGAAGUUGGUGUCGGGCCUUUUGGAGCCAUUACCAGGGACAGCAGCUAUGAAUUGCUCUUCCAGUGUAAGUACAUUGGCACCUCAGUUGAGACGCUGGUGGUUGAAGUGGUAUCAGGUGAUCCUCCUCUACCGGUUGCUGCUCUUGGCCCCAUCAGAGUGGCCUUGAGGUUGGCCAAUGGCCAAUGCCUUACAAAGGGUUGCAACGAAGUGGAAGCUGCCUACAACUCCUACUUUAUGGACUCAGACUAUCCCGUUACCAAAGUGCUGCGGGAUCCUGUGUAUGUGGAAGUUCAGCUGCUUGAGAAGACAGAUCCGGCACUGGUUCUGACUCUUGGACGCUGCUGGGCAACCAUAGGUCCCAACCCUCACAGUUUACCCCAGUGGGACAUUCUGAUUGAUGGAUGUCCAUAUAGUGACGACAGAUACCUCUCCUCCCUGGUCCCUGUUGGUUCCUCCUCUGGACUGGAAUUUCCAAGUCACUAUCGGCGUUUUAUUUUCAAAAUGUUCACCUUUGUGAACACCCAUACAAUGGAGCCUCUGAGAGAAAACGUGUACAUUCACUGUAGCACAUCAGUGUGUGUGUCAGGGCAGGGUAUAAACUGUGAACCGUCAUGCCGCAGCGGCAAAGGAAAGAGAGACACAGCGGCUGCAGAGCAAUGGAACGCUCAACCAAAGAUUGUGGUUUCGUCUGGAGAAAUGAUCAUGACUGCCCCUCAGGAGUAA